Molecule: messenger RNA, 888 nt
Organism: Erythranthe guttata (spotted monkey flower)
Lineage: Eukaryota; Viridiplantae; Streptophyta; Magnoliopsida; Lamiales; Phrymaceae
Product: SKP1-like protein 11
Biological process (GO): ubiquitin-dependent protein catabolic process
Source: RefSeq, a predicted model, not a curated record
AAUACGUAUUUAAUUUGGAUAUUUAAUUUUCCUAAUACGUAUUUAAUUUGGAUAUUUACAAAAGUCCUUACGUAUUAGGAAAAUUACAAACAUUCCUAAUCUUAAUAGAAUACUAAUUAACAAUCACCACCCUAUAUAUAUACAUCACACAACCCCCCAUCAUUCUUCAUCGCAUCUUUUCUCUCUCUAACUUUCUCUCUCUAGCUUUCUCUCUCUAGGGUUUAUUCUCCACCAACUGUUAUUUUUUCUUUUCUUCAGGAAAAAAUUUCUUAAUCAAUGGCAGCAGAAACCGGAACCCCCACAACACUAACACUGAAAAGCAACGACGACGAGCUAUUCUCAGUGGCGGAAUCCGCCGCCAUACUGUCGGUGACAAUCCGCAACAUGGUGGAGGACGGCUGCGCGGGCGGCGUAAUCCCUCUCGACAACGUUGACGGCAAAACCCUAGCGUCGGUCAUCACCUACAUGAACGGAAUCUCCGCCAUCCCAGCCGACGAGGAGAAGAAGAAGAGUUACAGGGAUAAGUUCCUCUCCGACAAGGAUUUUGAAACCCUCGCCGACAUGGUUUUGGCGGCGAACUAUCUCAACAUGAGUUGUUUAAUGGAUGCCGUCUCUGCGAAAAUUGCACAAGUUAUGGAGAAGAAAAGCGUUGGCUGGGUGAGGAGAAAAUUCGGCAUCGAAAACGAUUAUACGCCGGAGGAGGAAGCCGCCGUAAAGGAGGAGCACAAGUGGACUUUCGAAGGUGUCGAAACCGACGACGAUAAUUGAGUUCCAUACAUAUUUCUUUUUAAAGAUUGAUUUCAAGAUUGGUUAUCAGUAGAUUUUAUUUUUUUAGUUGUUAAUUGAUUCAUAUUAAAUUUUUAGUUUUUCGUUUUGAACAAUAUAUAC